This is a messenger RNA of Oppiella nova, 496 nucleotides long. Lineage: Eukaryota; Metazoa; Arthropoda; Arachnida; Sarcoptiformes; Oppiidae. The record is from the annotation of a GenBank genome assembly.
GUCGCCCCUGUGUUUGAUGUCGUUUGUAAUGAUGAAAAGGGCGCUCGAAAGGAAAGAUACCUGGCCUAUUAGGUUUUACGAUUCAAUGCAAAUCAUACCCAACGGCCUACUGGACGGUACGUUCACCAGCUUUGGCUUAUAUGAGGAAUGCCUGGACAUAGAGAACGAACAGUUCCCGGGGCUUAAAAUGAAGGGUCGGUACUGUUUGGCCAAACGGGAACUGCCGUUUAUGUAUCCCUCACUUAAUAACGAGACGGCCUACCGGUCCACACAUUUGCCCGAUAAUAAUGACAUGAGACUACUGCAGGCAAUGAACUUGCUCAAAAAGACAUACUUGAGGUUCGGGGUGUGUUUCCCAUCCACCUGUUCAGCCAAAGAGAUUAAUAGAGCACUCAAUAGAAUAAUGUCUCCGUCGGGUAAACAAUACGUUGAGAUCGAGAGUGAAUGCAAAGUAAAGGACAGAGAGAUUAAACUCAAUGGCUAUCAACGGACCGCA